Messenger RNA from Scylla paramamosain (green mud crab), 4255 nucleotides. Its product is annotated as ryncolin-1-like. The coding region runs from base 147 to 1076 and encodes 309 amino acids. Lineage: Eukaryota; Metazoa; Arthropoda; Malacostraca; Decapoda; Portunidae. The record is from RefSeq and is a predicted model, not a curated record. The transcript has 4 exons.
GUCUAUUCCCGUCACAGUUUACGAGGCUUGAAGUGGCGUGUUGAGGGCCGCGAGGCACCCAGGGCUCAAGACACACGCCACUCUGCUCUACGCCGCAUUCCGCCACGGUCGCGUUGGUUAGGUGUUCUGGCCAGCAAUUGUCUGCGAUGAAGUUUCUUGUGCUCUUCGCCAUGGGCGUGGCCGUGGCCAUGACAAGCAGCACGCCUCCCCUCGCUGAGGGAAACAGCUGUUCAGGCCUCAAGGACGAUCGCUCCCUUCUGUCCAGCCUACUAACGGUCGCAGGCUACAAUGACACUUGUGUGGCCGCCGCCCUGGACUCCUGUAGGACUGGACGAGAGGACAGCCGCCACGCGCCCCUCGUGGAGGAGGCGAGGGAAGUGGUGCAGCAGGUCAGUGCUGCUGUAAACAAAUGGGAGUCUCGGCCGCGUCACUGCAAGGAAUUACUGGACUCCGGGGACAGCGGGAGCGGCCUGCGCCAGGUAUACCCUUACCCUGGGCGACCCCACCACCGCGUGCCCGUGUUUUGUGACCACACCGUCGACGGCGGGGGAUGGACCGUCUUCCAGCGGCGCACCAGUGAUGCCGUCCGCCAAGAUUUCUACCGCACUUGGGUCGAGUAUCAGUUGGGCUUUGGUGACCUGGAGGGUGAAUUCUGGCUGGGCCUUGACCUUCUGCACCAGCUGACCUCCACCACCCUGCAGCAGCUACGAAUUGACCUGGACGAUUACGAGGGAGAACAUCGGUGGGCUAAGUAUGGAUUCUUCCACGUGGGCGCACCAGAGACCAAGUUCCGCCUCAGUGUUGGAAGGUACAGCGGUGAUGCAGGGGACAGCUUCUCUGUGAAAAGCGGCAACUCGUUCAGCACCCAUGAUGCUGACAACGACACGUCGGAGAUUAACUGUGCCGAAAGAUACCGUGGUGCUUAUUGGUAUGGUGCUUGCCACAGUUCUAACCUGAACGGCUACCAGUAUGUGGGCAACCACACCUCCUACGCCGAUGGCAUCAACUGGUAUGAUUGGAAAGGUCACUACUACUCACUGAAGCGAACGUCCAUGAUGAUCCGCCCCGCCUUCUGAUCCCCUCUCUUCCAAAGCUGGAUGUUGCGUUUAUGUGUGCAAUGACUUAAGCUGCUUUCAUAGCAACGCUCUUGAAUCUUCCGUGUUUUCCACCAUCUGGCUAUUACCACAGAGACACUCUCAAACUAAAUUUAUCUGUGCUGUAUACCUCUCACCUAACUCCUCUUACUAUAAGAAAUUUUUUGACUACUUAACUUCCAAAGUGGAGCACAUUUUGACUCUUUCCUUUUGCUGAGAUCUCCAUUUUCUGAGACCUCAAUGUUCACCACCAGCUUUGGCUUUGCUCUCCCUUCACUGACCAUCCUGGUGAACUAGCCUUCAACUUUGCCAUCCUCCACGACCUACAGCAUCUGGUGCAACACACUAUUCGUAUUCCUGACCUUCUUGGAGAUAUGCCCAACAUUCUUAACCCUUUCCUAACCUUUAAUCCUUCUGCUUAAGCUGUCACUCUCUCUUCUCCGUUGGGCUCACCCGAUCACAAUCUCAUAUCUGUAUCUUUUCCUAUCGCUCCAAUCCCUCCUCAGGAUCCCCCUAAGCGGAGGUGCCUCUGGCGUUUUGCCUCUGCCAGUUGGGGGGACCUGAGGAGGUAUUUUGCUGAUUUUUCCUGGAAUGACUACUGCUUCCGUGUCGGAGACCCGUCUCUAUGUGCCGAGCACAUAACAGAUGUGAUAGUGUCUGGCAUGGAGACGUACAUUCCUCACUCUUUUUCUCGACCUAAACCUUUCAAGGCUUUGUUUAAUACAGCCUGUACAUGAUAGAGAGGUGGCCCAUAAAAGGUACUUAAGCCUUCCAUCACCAGAAUCUCAUGAGCUUUAUAUUGCAGCCCAGAACCAUGCCAAGUCUGUUUUCCAACUAGUCAAAAACUCCUUCAUUAAUAGAAAGUGUUAAAAUCUUUGACGAACUAACUCCCCUCAUGACUUUUGGCAUCUAGCCGAAAAUAUCUCCAUUAACUUUGCUUCUUCUUCUUUCCCUUCUUUAUUUUAACCAGAUGGCACCACUGCUAUCACAUCUGUCUCGGAACUCUUCGCUCAGAUCUUUGCUAAAAACUCUGCUUUGGACAAUUCAGGUCUUGUUUCUCCCUCUCCUUCACCCUCUGAUUACUUCAUGGUACCUAUUAAAAUUCUUCGUAAUGAUGUUUUCAUACCAUCGCUGGCCUAAACCUUCGAAAAGCUUAUGGACCUGAUGGGGUCCCUCCUAUUGUUCUUCGAAACUGCGCCUCCAUGCUUGCACCUUGCCUAGUCAAACUCUUUCAACUCUGUCUGUCAACAUCCACCUUUCCUUCUUACUGAAAGUUUGCCUACAUUCAGCCUGUUCCUAAAAAGGGUGACCGUUCUAAUCCCUCAAAAUACCGUCCUAUUGCUUUAAUUUCCUGCCCAUUAAAGUUUUUACAUCUAUCUUCAACAGAAGAUCCUUAAACAUCUAUCACUUCACAACCUUCUAUCUGAUCACUAAUAUGGGUUCCGUCAAGGCCGCUGUACUGGUGACCUUCUGGCUUUCCUUACUGAGUCUUGGUCAUCCUCUUUUAGAGAUUUUGGUGAAACUUUUGCUGUUGCCUUAGACAUAUAAAAAGCUUUUGACAGUCUGGCACAAAGCUUUGAUUUCCAAACUACCCUCCUACGGCUUCUAUCCUUCUCUGUAACUUCAUCCCAAAUCUCCCUUCUCACUGUUUUAUUUCUGCUGCGGUAGACGGUCACUGUUCUUCUGCUAAAUCUGUUAACUGUGGUGUUCCUCAGCGUUCUGUCCUGUCACCCACUCUCUUCUUAUUAUUCAUCAAUGACCUUCUAAACCAAACUUCUUGUCAUCCACUCCUACGCCCUGCACUUUUCCACGUCUAUUCAUAGACGUCCAGCCCUUUAGGAGAUAAAUAGUUCAGGCAGGGAAGCCACAGAACGCCUGACUUCUGAUCUCUCUGAAAUUUCUGAUUGGGACAGAGCAAACUUGGUAUUCUUGAAAGCCUCAAAAACUCAAUUUCUCCAUCUGUCAACUCGACACAACCUUCCAGACAACUAUCCCCUCUUCUUCAGGACACUGAACUGUCCCCCUCUUCUACACAGAACAUCCUUAGUCUGUCCUUUUCUUAUAAUCUAAACUGGAAACCACACAUCUCAUCUCUAGCUAAAACAGUUUCUAUGAAGUUAAGCGUUCUGAGACGUCUUCACCAAUUUUUCUAACCCCCCCCCCAACUGCUAACUCUGUACAAGGGCAUUAUCCGUCCAUUCAUAUGUUUGUGCGUGGGAGGUGGGGGAUUCCACUCAUACUGCUCUUCUAGACAGGGUGGAAUCAAAACCUUUUCGUCUCAUAAACUCUCCUCUAACUGACUGUCUUCAGCCUCUCUCUCAUCAACGCAAUGUUGCAUCUCUACCUAUCUUCUACCGGUAUUUUAACGCUAACUGUUCUUCUGAUCUUGCUAACUGCAUGCCUCCCCUCCUUCUGCGGCCUCUCUGCACAAGACUUUCUUCUUUCUCUCACCCCUAUUCUCUCCACCUCUCUAAUGCAAGAGUUAACCAGUAUUCUUAAUCAUUCAUCCCUUUCUCUGGUAAACUCCCUGCCCGCUUUUGUAUGUCCACCUUGCUAUGACUGAAAUUCCUUUAAGAGGGAGGUUUCAAGACAUUUAUCCUUCAAUUUUUGACUAACACUUCGGACCGUGUUCGGGGAAUGGCAUCAGUGGGCUUUUUUUUUUUUCAUUGAAUUUUUGUUGCCCUUGACCGGUGUCACUCCUACAUAAAAAAAAAAAAAAAAAAAGGCAGUGGGUGACGUGCACAAAAGCACACAACGCAGUUCCAGACCAUCACCACCACCUCUCCAAGUUCACUAUCUGACGUGACUCUCAGCCUGAGCCGCUCUCUCCCGCAAACCACCGGAGUGGCUGGCCCCUCACAGCCCGAGUCACAGCGCUGCUUGUUUCAUCACACGGCCACGAGACGUGCACACCGUGCGUCCCUGCACCGGGCUGAGCGUGGUCAUAGUCACGUGAUGGUGUUAUGUAUUUCAUUAUAUCCUGUGUAAAUAGUGUAAGUACCAAUUACGAUUAGCUGUAUUAAUAAUCAGGAUGACUCGUAGUUUUAUCUUGCAAGCUAGAAUACGUGGUCUUAGGUAUCGUCUCUCUCUCUCUCUCUCUCUCUCUCUCUCUCUCUCUCUCUCUCUCUCUCUCUCUCUCUCUCUCUCUCUCUCUCUCUCUC